AUGGGAGUCGGCUGUGCCUUGAGUGGCUUAAUUAAUAAUUGGAAUGCACGAUUGUUUGAGGUUGAUGUGCCUGAUUAUGAGACAAAACUGUAUGGCAUGGAUGGAACUGAGGCGAGUGUCGCCAGAAUAAAAGUUUCAGCUGGAUUCUUCGGCCCUGGAAGCUCCAGCAAUAGAUACCUCGCAAUAUGUUACCACAAUAUCCCAAAUAAGACCAUUGUUUGGGUAGCAAAUAGAGAUAAUCCUUUGAAUGAUCCAUUAGGUGUUUUGAUGAUAGGAAACAAAGGGAAACUAGUCCUUGUCGAGCGAGCAGAAAUAGUCUUGUGUUUGUCGAACCACAUGAAUACUUCUUUGCAGAGCAGAGUUGCUCAGCUCCUAGAUUCUGGAAACCUGGUUUUGAAAGAUAGUAGCAAAUAUAUCUCCGGAAACUAUAUUUGGCAGAGUUUUGACCAUCUCUCCGACACAUUAUUGGCAGGCAUGAAAUUCGGGUGGGACCUGAGAAUGGGUUUGGACCGGCACAUGACAUCUAGGAAGAGCACAAAGGAUCCAUCAACCAAAGACUUCACCUAUGGUGUCAAUCUCAGAGGCAUAAUUCCCCAAUUCAUUGUUCAUAAGGGACAUGCCAAGUACUACCGAACUGGGCCUUGGAACAGAAUUCAGUUCAGCGGGGUUCAGAUGACUCCUAAUUUGAUAUUCACCCCAAAAUUCGUCAACAAUUCUCAGUUGGUCUACUACACGUUCAAAGCUUUCAAUGAAUCCACCAUCACGAGAUUGGAAUUAAACAGUUACGGGAACAUCCAAAGGUACCUGUGGAAUGAGAAAAUUCAGUAA
Messenger RNA from Eucalyptus grandis, 828 nucleotides. Its product is annotated as S-locus-specific glycoprotein S6-like. The transcript has 3 exons. Gene Ontology annotation, biological process: recognition of pollen. Bases 1 to 828 code for a protein of 275 amino acids. The record is from RefSeq and is a predicted model, not a curated record. Lineage: Eukaryota; Viridiplantae; Streptophyta; Magnoliopsida; Myrtales; Myrtaceae.